UGUCUUGUUAAAAGCUGUUGUGUAGUCCUCUGUCCUGGGCGGCUAAAGCCUGGCUCCCUUCCAGGCCCUGUUUUGCUCCUUUUCCUGCCCUCCCGAGAAAGGAGGGCAGCACACAAGGUAGUCUGUGUGUGGACAGGGAGCCCUUUUCUUCCAGGGCUGGCCUGUUCUGCCGUCUGCUUCCUGUUUAGACAGGCAGCAGCCCCAGAUCGGAUCCAUCACUUGCUGCGUUUAUUUGAAGCCUUACAAAGUUGUGCAGCUGGCAGAAAAUUAGAUUCAGAGUUCUUGGCUGGCUGUAUCAGGCUUCUGAAAUCCAGGAGAAGGGGAAGGCAGUGUGAAGAUAUGAGAUACGUAGGUAUUCCCGCAACACUAUCCCCUUCCAUCUCUGGGGGCUGGAUCCUUACUCCUGAGAAACUGGAGCGUUAGUGGAAGUUUCAUGACAUCAGGGCAACUCAGCCAGCAGGGGAGGGUGGAGCUGGCAGGCUUCAGCCAAUGAUGCCGCCUGGGCAAACCUAGGCUACAAACAGUGCCCUCUUGUCCCCCGUCUGGGUGGCUGACCAGUUUCUCCAUCAGAUAAACCUCUGAGGCUGUGUGUCCGGCCAAUCUGCAGAAAUGGGGGGUCCUGCUUGGGGCAUCUUCGGGGCCUCCCUUCUCCUUGGGGCCCUUUGGGGACUUGCGUGGGGUGGCCAGCAGAUGGGCAAGCUCGCGGACAAGAAGCUGUGUGCCGACGCCGAAUGCGACCAUCCCAUCUCCAUCGCGGUUGCUCUCCACGACUACAUUGCCCCCGACUGCCGCUUCAUCCACAUCCAGAGGGGCCAAGUGGUCUACGUCUUCUCCAAGCUGAAGGGCCGCGGGCGACUCUUUUGGGGAGGCAGCGUGCAAGGAGACUAUUAUGGGGAGCACCCGGCCCGCCUGGGCUACUUCCCCAGCUCCGUCGUCCAGGAGAACCAGUACCUGAAGCCAGGCAAGGUGGAAGUGAAGACUGACAAAUGGGACUUCUACUGCCAGUGACUCAAGCAGACCGGAUUCGGUGACGCCCCAGCUCUCGUUCCCGGAGACCACGCCAGCCUUGCAGGAUAGGGCGCCCGGGAGUCUCACGCCUGCUCUGCCUAGUUCUCGCUAGAUGCUGCUGCUCUUCCUACGUGGGCCUUGCAGCGGGGUGGGGGCUGCAUCCUGCAGCUGCCCCAGGUGUAGAUAAAGAGGGGGCUUCCAUUGACACAACUGACCCCUUCCGCCCUUGAAAUAAAGCGCUUUCUGAGCAAAACCCGUACUGAUGUUUUUGAUCUUGAGAACCGAACAGCACAUAAAAGCCUACUGGGUAUGGCCAAUAGCCCUUCUAGGCUAGCAUCCGAUUCUAGGAAACCAGCAAUCAGGAUUCAAACACAGGAGCAAUAUUCUCCCCUCCUGCAGUUUCCAGCAACUUGGGUUCAGAAGCAUGGCUGCCUCCAAAGAAUAGCGAUCCUGUCUAGUCGCCAUCCCUAGC
Messenger RNA from Zootoca vivipara (common lizard), 1480 nucleotides. It is a transcript of the gene MIA, whose product is annotated as MIA SH3 domain containing. The record is from RefSeq and is a predicted model, not a curated record. Gene Ontology annotation, biological process: extracellular matrix organization. Gene Ontology annotation, molecular function: protein binding. NCBI's taxonomy places the organism in Eukaryota, Metazoa, Chordata, Lepidosauria, Squamata, Lacertidae.